Molecule: messenger RNA, 2211 nt
Organism: Trichoderma atroviride IMI 206040
Lineage: Eukaryota; Fungi; Ascomycota; Sordariomycetes; Hypocreales; Hypocreaceae
Molecular function (GO): protein dimerization activity
Source: RefSeq, a predicted model, not a curated record
ACUACGCAUCCCAACCGCCGCGUCCUCAGUCUGCCGGAACGACACCUCAGCUCCUCAACCUCAGUCCAGCCAUCGCCUCCCCGGAACCCGACCAUGGACAUGUUCAACUUCACAACCGCAGCCUCGUCCUCGGCAAUACCUUCAUAUGCCCCGGUGGCCAGCAGCAGUGCCGCCAACAGCGGCCGCAACUUGGGCGACAUGACCUUCUCCCAGCUGGCGUCGCAGUACGGCAAUCGCAAUCAUCCCCUGCAGUCGAUCCUCUCUCAGGGCAAGGAGUCUCGUGAAUCCAAACGGAUAAAGGUCGAGUCGCCGCACUCAGCCUUGGACUCGAUCGACUCGUGGCUCCAGUUUGACGAGGAGGCCGAUAAGUUUGGUAGCUUUGAGAUUGACUUUUCCAAGCAAUACAACCCGGCCAACCAGCCAAGGCCGUCCACAAAUAUGACACCUGGUCUGGGCAGUGGCCUUUAUGCCAAUCCCACCAACCAGUUCAGAGAAGAAGACUUCCUCGAUGAUAGCGCCUUUGACCAUUCUCUGUCCGAGGAUGACGACUUGUUUGAUACGAUGAACCUUAAUGACCAGCUGCCCAAGAUUGAGACGCAGCCCUCGACCGAAGCUCAAUCAUCCAGGAGUCUGUACUCCACGCCGUCAAUGGGCUGGGAGAAGCCCCAGGCGGGAAUUCACCCAAGCGCUGUCUCCAUGGCGGAAGAGAUCCCUAGACGCAUGGGCAGCGAUGCCUGGGAUUCCAUGCCUCAAGCUGCUGCCAAUUUUAACCUCAACCUAGAAGAGCGCCGCCGGCUUCUCGAGAUUGCCAUGGGCCCCAGCCGGAUGUCAGCUUUCAUCUCUCCCAAUCGAUUCAAUACGGGAUUCGGAGCUUCUUCGAUGCAGCCCAGCAUGAGCCAGGAUUUCAGCAGCUUCAACUUUGGCCCCAAACAGGGCAUGAGCCAUGUGGGAAUGUUCCAGAGAAACAACUCUACCGACACCACAGCCUCUGGACUCUCCCAGCCCAGCCGGGAUCUGAAACACAGGCACUCCAAGCACGAGACGCCACCCAAGAUGGUGCCUGCGAAACGGCCAAGCACGCAUUCGGAAAGCAGCAGCGUGAGCAAAGAAAAGGCAAAGUCUGCGGAUCGCAUUGCGCAUAACGACGUUGAACGGAAAUAUCGGACCAAUCUCAAGGACAAGAUCACUGAGCUGCGCAAUGCGGUGCCGGCAUUACACCAGGUGGCUGAAGGAGAGCCUGAUAGCGCACAAGGGAAUUCCAAAGUCAGCAAGGGCACUGUGCUCACAAAGGCAACGGAAUACAUCCACCAACUAGAACAACGCAACAAAGAUAUCAUGUCGGAGCAUAAGCAGCUCGCACGGAGGCUCCAAGCAUUCGAAGCACUCCUCAACGAUUCGAUGAGAGUCGACAUCAUGCCCAGUCAUAGCAUGGCACUCUUUGACCCGAGAGGAUUCUGUUGAGUCAUUUGUAUCAUUAUCAUACGUUUUUUAUUACAUAUUGAUUCGAGUACGAUUGCAUGAAAACAAAAAGAUAUACAAUUGUUUAUUUGCGGAAAAGUUUCUUCGACAAACUUUCCCUUGGCGGGCAUUUCAAUUUUUUCGGCCAUGUUUUUUAUGUUCACUUUCUUUGUUUUUCAUUAUUCUGCUACAGCCGCCGCCAUUUACACCUACUACUACACACCUCUCUACUUUUCGGCGUUAUGGUAAACACUGUCCUUUUUAGACAAAACGUGGCAUGAAAAACUUAAGACAAAGGGUGUAUAUAUUACUCGGUAUUGGCGGUCUUCUUGAAAGUCAUCUACUUGUUCAUAUGGGAAAUCAGGGAAGGGGAUGGGAAGGAGGAGGAAAACUGAUUAAAGGCAAUGUGGGUCUGGGAAAGGUUCAGGCGAGGCAUACUACUUUUUUACGAAAGACACAUUUUCUAUUUGUGUGAAAGCAACAUCAAGAAGACGAAGAACAAAAUUUUCCACGCAUUUUUGGGCAAAAUGACGGUGUGACUAGGGGCAAAAAGAGGGAGAAAGAGAAAAGAAGAAAAAAAGGAUAAAUUAAUGUAUGAAGAAGGAAUAGAUUUGGCGGCAAAGCAUUACCAAAAAGAAAGAAUGGGCUGCUCAGAGAAAGAAACAAAAAAAGGGAGCACCUAGCUUAUCGUGAAUACCAGAAAAAAAACGACCAAUAGAGCAUUUCUCCGGAGGCGUCUCUUUGCCUUGAUUU